Molecule: messenger RNA, 418 nt
Organism: Malus domestica (apple)
Lineage: Eukaryota; Viridiplantae; Streptophyta; Magnoliopsida; Rosales; Rosaceae
Product: pectinesterase 31-like
Biological process (GO): pectin catabolic process; cell wall modification
Molecular function (GO): pectinesterase activity
Source: RefSeq, a predicted model, not a curated record
UGCACUGGGUACGACCUUUUUACUUCAAAAACCAACCCUGUUUUCUUGAAUUGUUGCAGAUGUGUAAUCACUGGAAAUGGUGGGACUUCAUAUGCAUAUCUGGGACGACCGUGGGGACCUUUUGGAAGAGUCGUUUUUGCAUAUACAUUUAUGGAUGGAUGCAUCAGACAUGUAGGAUGGAAUAAUUGGGGUAAAACAGAGAAUGAACGAAGUGCUUGCUUUUAUGAAUACAGGUGUUUUGGACCGGGCAGUUGCCCAUCGAAACGGGUGACAUGGGCUAGAGAACUGGUAGACGAGGAAGCAGACCAGUUCCUCCAGCAUCGUUUCAUCGACCCAGAUCCAGGAAGGCCUUGGCUUGCCCAGAGAAUGGCCCUAAGAAUACCAUAUUCUGCCUAGGAGUGAAAACAUGGGAAAGAUU